This is a messenger RNA of Symbiodinium sp. CCMP2456, 2748 nucleotides long. Lineage: Eukaryota; Dinophyceae; Suessiales; Symbiodiniaceae. The record is from the annotation of a GenBank genome assembly.
AUGGCUUCUGCACCUUCGAAGUCCCUGGCAGGGACAUCUGAAGAGCGCUGCAUCGAGGAUCCGCCGGAGAAAGACCCGAAGGAUUUGGAUAGCCAGAGCCAGACAUCCAUCAGGUUUCCCACGUCCUCGGCCCUGCGCCAGAAUGUCCUAGAACAGCUUCAAAUCGAUGCGCCUCGCCUCAGGCACUUCGCGGCUUGGACCCAGCAGGAGGACCAGGCACCGUCGCUGCAGGUGGAGUUUGCGGUGCAGGUGCCAAAGGCAGAAGUCGCUGACUGGCGCCAGCGCAUGGCGACCUGCUCCUGGCACAUGGCGGCCGGAGGUCCAUGGGCCCAGGCCCCGGUGCAGCAGCAGCCCGCCGCCCUGAUCAAGAGCAAGGGCCGAGCUCCGGGGAUGGACCUUUUGGACUUUGUGGAACGCUGCGGCAACAGCUUGCUGGGCCGGCGCAACACUGAGGACGCGGAGGAGGCGGAGCUCAACGCUUUGCAUCUGGAGGUGGCGAGACAACUGCUUCGGAAGAUGACGAGCCGUACUGCUCGAGUUUUGCUCGGCCUGCAGUACUUCUGCAACCUCGUUGCAGCUGCCUCCCUGCCAUUUGCGGGCUACCAGCUGAUGACGAGCUGCGACCAGGGCUUCCCUGGCUAUAUCCACGGUGCCUGGUUGGGGUACAUGUGCCUUACGAACCUCAUGUCCUUGACGCUGCUCCGUUUGCUGGGUGGCAGGCGAGCCGGCGUCUUCUGCUACGCCUUUCGAUGGCGACUGCUCUUCAGGGCCCUUUGCUCCUUCAUCUUGCUCACGGAUACCUAUCAGGAUGCCACGUUCCCGGUGAUUGCGAACAAGUGCAACUUUGAGCUCUGGUUUGUCUCGGCUUGGUUGGUUGGCCUUGGGGUGGGCCUGAUGCAGGUCGUCGUGCAGCUGCUGGUCCUCUUGGCCAUGGCUGUGCAGUACAACCGGGCCACAACCCCCGAGGAGCGGGACCGUCUCCUCGUUCAGGGCGCCUUCACGGCUCUUCGCGGCUCCGACAACUUGGUCCUCGUCUACGCCGUGCGCCCGGCAGUGGAGGAGCGACUUGGUGGUGCGAGCUCCUGGGCCAUGAAGCUAUCGGAAGCACGCAUCGCCUUCCUGCGAUUCAUUUUCGAGGAUGUGGAGCAGAGCGCACUGCAAGCUGUUUUCUUGAUCUUCUACGACGAGGCCGCUUUUGCCGACAAGCUUUGGGUCACGACGUCCAUCGCCACGUCGCUGCUGCUCUCCUUCACGAUCGUGGUGCAGUGCAUCCCAGAAGUUCGCGAUUGGCUCUGGUACAGGGUGUUCUCUGCAUUUCCCGGCUGCCGUUGGAUACCGCUGCUGCGCAUUCCCUGGUUCGUACUGGCAGUGCUCCUUUAUCGCUGCCUUUCGAGCUUUCCCUGGAUAUCUGCGUGCUCCCCUUCUGGUGAUCCCUGCCCGGAUGAACGCCAAUGGUGGGAGUUCUAUUGGGGAUGUGACUCCAAUGGGCUGACGACGCUUCUGGGCCUUGAAGCACGCGAGACAGUGGUCGAGGACACCAUCACCAACUCCGCCAUAGGCGUCAUCAUCAUCCUUUCGACGGUUGCGCUGGCUGCCAUCGUCUGGUGGGUGCGCCGUCAAUGUUUGAGAAUCAGCAAGAGGAAGACACUGGAGAAGUUGGAACGCUACAAUUUCAAUCGUCGGUUUUUGCCCGGUGGAGAUGGAGAGCUCCUCCGACCCCUGGCCGACUCCGACGACGACCUUUGGCUGGACGCAGCGCGUUUCGUGCUGCAGCAGGUGCAGGCACAGACAAAGACCGCCCGCAAAGCCUGGAAGCUGCGAAAGCUGCAGUCCUUGCUACGCAGCAUCGACAGCGGGGCCUACACCUUGGCGCGUGCACACUUGGGUGGCUGGUCUUUGCCGUUCUACCACAGGUAUCUGCACUACCAGAUGCCCAAGCGCCUGGCCUCUUUGGUUGACGCCGCGAAUGGUGCUAACCUGGACCAGGCUACGUUGACGAGUGUCUAUCAGGUCCGGACCAGCGUCAGCCACGCCGUUCGGAUCGCCAGCGUGCGCCAGCACGUGCAGAGACUGCUCUCAAAUCGACACUUCGUGAAUGCGGGUUUGGAGAAGAAGUCCUGGUGGAUUUUGGAGUGUCCGGAAACGCCACCUUUGAGGCUCAUACAUUGGUCCAGGAUUGCUGCUGCUGGACAGCUCCCGAAGUACGGCGCAGAAGCUGGCGCCACCUCUGUUGAGGAGCUCCUGGACGAAGUCGAGGACCGACUGGGAGUCUUGCGCGACGCUGCGGAACGUCAGCUCGUUGUGUUCCUCUUGUCUCACCGCUGGCUGCGGACAGCUGGGUCACAGCGUGGCCACCCUGACUCUGCAGAGAACAUCAAGGCCCGGAAGCUCGUGACCUUUGCGAAGUGGUUUAUGCGGAUGGCGGCUGCCGCGGGUGUACAGUGCGAGGUCGCAUUCUGGAUUGAUUAUUGCUGCUGCGAGCAGGACGACUUCUUCGGAGCCGACUUGGCCAUGGCUGCGUUGCCAUUGUAUAUUGCGGCUUGUACCAAGGUGCUCGUGUGGCGGACCCCGGACUUCGACCGCCGUUGCUGGACCAUGGUCGAGCGGUUGUUGUCCUACUCCUUCUGCCCUGGCGGCCUCACUCCUUACGUCAUCGACGAUUCCCUGGCAGAGCUUCCAGAGCAUGCAGACCUUUUUCCAGUGGAGGUACCCAGGGCGGCUCCGGAAGAGGAGAUUUGGGAGGUCCGU